Malaya genurostris is the source of this 820-nucleotide messenger RNA. RefSeq lists its product as uncharacterized. The coding region runs from base 367 to 705 and encodes 112 amino acids. NCBI's taxonomy places the organism in Eukaryota, Metazoa, Arthropoda, Insecta, Diptera, Culicidae. The record is from RefSeq and is a predicted model, not a curated record. The transcript is spliced from 2 exons.
AUGGUAGACCCAACACAAAUAGUUACAACAAAAACACACAUCAAACAUUUAGAUACAAUAACAAAUACUGUCAAAACAACAAUAAUAACAGAUUCAAACCUCACGAUUAUAACAGAAACAAUCGAUACAAUGACACUCAUUUUGAUAACAAAUUCAAACGAAAUUACUCCGACAUGAUUUGCGAUCAUUGUGGGUUAAGGGGUCAUAUUAAGAGAAAAUGCUUUAAGCUAAAAAAUUUAAAAAGAGACGCUGUAAGGUUUAUAGAUACAGUAAAACCUGGAACUAGUGCAGAGAAAGACCUGACUUCUCUUAUGAACCGGAUGACGACAGAUAACAGGAUGGACACGGACAGUGAGGAGGAAUGGAAUGAGUGGAACUCAGAUCUUGCUUGGAAACGUGGCCAUAAUGGCGCACCGAAAACAAAUUAGACGCUAUAAGGAUCGAGACCCGGAGCCAAGGCCAAACAUGAUGAUGGGUCCAAGUUCGGAAGCUGAUAGAUUCGGAAUAUUAGAGCGAGAGGAGUCAUUAUAUGGAGCUGGAAGCGGCUCAGAAGAAAACCUGUUCCGGGGAUUCUCGGAGCAUGAUCUGGCGAAGGUCGGACGGAAAAGAAAAGCUUCAACGGCGAACUUGCCGGGAGGCUGUCUUCGACGCUCAAAGCGUCUUCGGAAGCAAACAGAGAAUCCAGAUUUUUAUUAUGAUCGUUAAUUGAGUCAAAAUCAUUUCGGAUAGAGUCCGUUCAGAACUUUAAGUAAUUGAAUUUCAAAAUUUUAUAUUUGUUUAAACUUGAUUAGUUACAUUUAGGAUAUAUUAAUCCUUUCAA